AGUUUUGUUGAUUCGAAUGAUUAUGUCUCUCAUACAUGGUUCUAAUGGGAAUCAAGAACAAAGGUUGUUCUUGUGACAUAAGUAGAAUGUCCCAAUAACUCAGAAUUACUGGGAAAAACUGAAGAUUAUGUAUGGAUUUUGUGAAAAACUUUGGAUAUUUCUCAGAAUAUGGGAGACCUUGCUUCCCUGUUCUGAUUUGUGAGUGGCAGGUUUGUUGAAUUAUUCUGAAGACUUACUGAGCUUCAAAGUUGUCAAACCAAUAUGCCCUUAUCUUGCAAGAGGAUUUUGAGUGUUAUCUGAAUUGCUGGAGGCCUGAGAGUGCAAAUUAUCUCCACAACCGAUGGAUAAAGAUGCUAGGGUGGAAGAGACUGUUGAUUUGCGAACCAAUGUGGAGUUAGUGAGAUCAGUCUCUGAUAAGCACCAUGAUCUUUUAAGGCCAUCUGCUCGGAACUAUUCAAGAGGACAAGCAACAGAUCCAGGUGGCCGUGGAAAGGGAAAGUAUGUCUUAAUUAGAGACCCAGAGGACUUCCAAAAUGGAAUUUAUGAUAAGCCCCUUCCAUUUUAUGGAUGUGGAAUCGGAUGGUUCUCAUUUCUUUUUGGAUUUCUGUGUCCUCCCAUGUGGUUCUAUGCGACAAUUCUCUAUUUUGGAAAUCACUAUAGGAAGGAUCCUAGGGAACGAGCAGGGCUUGGAGCCUCUGCAAUUGCUGCAUUGGUGUGCUCUGUAGUGUUGCUGAUAAUUUUUGGGGUAAUUCUUGUGUUUAAAUUGCGGUUCCUGUAUUUAUAAUUCAUGAGCAAAGGUGAGAAAUAGAGAAGCAAAAGCAUUUGGAAGCAAUUCUGGCGUGAUAUUAGAAACAAUUGGACAUAUGAUGUAUAUAAGAACUUCAAAUAGAUGGAAAAAAAGCCUGCAUAUUGUUUGUGAAGUAAUUCACAGCAAGAAAUCUGUGGGCUAUACCAUAAGUUGAGAAAAGAUGAUUUGUCAUAUCCCUUAUUUCAUUAUUUUCCUAACUCAUUUAUACUUAAAAAGAAAUAUUUUGAGGGAGUGUUUGUGAAUCUCCCAAAAUCACUAUUAAUUUUAUUUUAUUUUAUUUGUUAA
This is a messenger RNA of Vigna angularis (adzuki bean), 1093 nucleotides long. RefSeq lists its product as uncharacterized. The record is from RefSeq and is a predicted model, not a curated record. The coding region runs from base 341 to 784 and encodes 147 amino acids. NCBI's taxonomy places the organism in Eukaryota, Viridiplantae, Streptophyta, Magnoliopsida, Fabales, Fabaceae. The transcript has 6 exons.